GCCGCCCUUCCUCCGGACGUGGGCGCGCGGCGGGCUGGGCGGCGCGGCGACCCUGGCCCCGCAGGUGCUCCUGGCCGGCCUGGCCCGCGUGUACGGCAACGUCUUCAGCUUCUUCGUGGGCCACUACCUGGUGGUGGUCCUCAGCGACUUCCACAGCGUGAAGGAGGCGCUGGUGCAGCAGGCCGAGGUGUUCAGCGACCGCCCGCGGAUGCCGCUCGUCUCCAUCAUCACCAAGGAGAAGGGGGUCGUGUUCGCGCGGUACGGUCCUGUCUGGAGGCAGCAGAGGAAGUUCUCGCACUCGACUCUGCGCCACUUCGGCCUGGGAAAGCUGAGCCUGGAGCCGCAGAUCAUCGAGGAGUUCAAGUUCGUGAAGGAGGAGAUGCAGGCGCACGGGGACCAGCCCUUCAGCCCCGGCCCCAUCAUCAGCAACGCCGUCUCCAACAUCAUCUGCUCCCUGUGCUUCGGCAAGCGCUUCGACUACACCAACAGCGAGUUCAAGGACAUGCUGGGGUUCAUGUCGCGGGGCCUGGAGAUCUCGCUCAACAGCCAGCUCCUGCUGGUCAACGUGUGCCCCUGGCUCUACUACCUCCCUUUCGGGCUGUUCAGGGAGCUAAGACAGAUCGAGAAGGACAUCACCGCUUUCCUCAAAAAGAUCAUCCAGGACCACAAAGAGUCUCUGGACAGAGAGAACCCGCAGGACUUCAUCGACAUGUACCUCCUGCACGCGGAGGAGGAGCGGAGGAGCGGCAGCAGCAGCUUCAACGAGGACUACCUGUUCUACAUCAUCGGAGACCUCUUCAUCGCCGGGACCGACACCACCACCAACUCCCUGCUCUGGUGCCUGCUCUACAUGUCCCUGCACCCCGACGUGCAAGAAAAAGUUCAUGAAGAAAUCAGAAGGGUCAUUGGUCCCAGUCGUGCCCCUUCCCUCACGGACAAGGCCCAGAUGCCCUACACUGAAGCCACCAUCAUGGAGGUGCAGAGGCUGACCGUGGUGGUGCCACUGUCCAUCCCGCACAUGACCUCGGACGCAACAGUGCUCCACGGCUACACCAUCCCUAAAGGCACUGUGAUCUUGCCCAACCUGUGGUCGGUGCACAGAGACCCAGCCAUCUGGGAGAGACCAGACGACUUCUACCCUGAUCGAUUUCUAGAUGACCAAGGACAACUGAUUAAAAAAGAAACCUUCAUUCCCUUUGGGAUAGGGAAGCGUGUGUGCAUGGGAGAGCAGCUGGCGAAGAUGGAGCUAUUCCUGAUGUUCGUGAGCCUCAUGCAGGCCUUCUCGUUCGCUCUGCCCGCGGGCGCUCGGAAGCCCCUCCUGACCGGAAGGUUUGGUCUCACUCUAGCCCCGCAUCCCUUCGACAUAGUCACCUCUAAGAGAUGAAGGCCGUGGGUAAGGAGGGGCGGCCCACACCUAAGUGCACGCCUUCUGGACUCCUUCCUGCCGCCACGACGGGGUCUGGGCAGGCCAGCUUAGAGACUGGAUGUGGACGCAGUGCCCAGGGCUUCGUCUUGGGGAAUCCCUCAGUGGGCCACCUCUGCCAUGUGAGUGGGGCUGUCUGUGACUUAGGGGAGGGGGACAAGGACCGGAUGAGGCAGCAGGCAGUGUACUGAGUCACAGUGGCUGCCAUGGGUCGAACGUCUGCUAGUGGACGAGGGGGCCACCUCGCCGCCUCCUGCUUCCGUCAGAACCCAAGUGCCCCCUCUCCUUCCUGACAGCCUUGGACACUGUAAGUUCUGGAAGGAGAUUCAGCAGCAGGCCCAUCUGCUGGCUCGAAGGUCGCGUCCAGUGCUGAGCACUCGGCCAGAGCCGCAUUGAGGGAGACUAUCCCCAGCAGUUCUCGGCUUCCUUGGGCUUGCUCUGUCGCUGCCCUCUGACCCAUGAUUUUAGCUUUUACUUUCUGUAGACAUGGAGAUGAAGUAGACCCUCACUCAGUGUGUGGAGGGAGAAAGAAAUCAGGGUCACGAAUUCCCUACGCGCUUAUUGUCAUUAAGAGAACUGAAGGGUUCCUUAAUAAAGAAGGUAUUCUAGAAGACCAGUUUUCAACAGGGGCCUAGCCUCUUCAGGGGGCGUCUGAAAUGUGCCUUUGCGUUUUGGUUGUCACAGUGAUGGGCGUGCUACUGGCUUCUGCAGUCUGGGGCCAGGGUGACGAGGGUCCCAGCACUCUGUGCGAGGAAGACUCGUCCUGCCAGCACCCUCCGAGCGCGAGCUCCGAGGAACGCCUAGCCCCUGGCUCUCCUUCGUACUCCUGGGGUAGAACUGGCCGCUGUCACACUGAGCCACCCUGUUGGAGCGUUCCUCACGCCACUGCCAUCCUUCCUGCGGUGCUUGUGUGCUGGUGUUGUCUGUACGGAAAUUCCAAUACGAGGGGGCCAUUUCGUAGCUUACAGAGGUGCGGGCGCACAGUACCGGACCCGGUCUCAGACCCAUGGCCUCUCUGAGUCGCUGUGUGGCACUGCCACCACGUGGCCCCUUCCAGUCGACCGACUGCCUCCUGCAGCAGCUGUGCGUGUCCGUCCCCACCCCAGACCAAGCUCCUGGAGCUGAGGUGGCCCUGCCAUUGGCCUUCCUCCCAGGGCCUGGCUCACAGCGACCCUGGUCAGCACCCAGUGGCUUUUAUGCAGGAAAUCCCAGCCCCAUCAGAAUAACCACAGGGCGUAUUUUUAUUGCUUAGAGGUACUUAAAAAAAAAUCAGUGUUAUUUUUUAAUUAAGGCCAGUAUUUUUUAAAUUACUGACUGUCCCUUCGUUUUAAACAAUCAUUGUGAACAGACUGGAGCCUUGCUGUUGAAACGUGACCCAAUGUGAGCCCUGCAGGACCGGCCUCUCCUGGGCUCUGGCUGGAUCCACCUUCCUGCGGAGGGCGAGCUCCUGCUCCCCCUGCUGGCGGAGCCAUGGCCAAGGCGAGGUCGAGAGUGGUGGUCCCAACCUCUGCCACCAGCCUGGCUGGGUUUCCCAGCCGGGUGGAGAUGCCUGUCUGCAGACUGACAAGACCUCACGUGUCACAGCCACCCCGGGGCAGUUCCAGCUUCUGGCCUGAGAACGCCAUUCCAGGGCUCCGAGUGCGAGCCUAGUUUUCCCUUCGAUUUAGCACAUUCCUGGGAGACUUCUGUGUGUUCCAGGGAUGGCCAAAAAAAAAAAAAGUAUUAAAAAAAAAAAAAACCCUAAGGAAGAAGAGAGCUGAGUUUAUGUAGUCAAGUAUUGGCUGAGUUUUGACCAUGUUCCUUGUAUUAACUAAUGUCUCAUUUUCCUUCAUAAA
Tupaia belangeri chinensis (Chinese tree shrew) is the source of this 3258-nucleotide messenger RNA. RefSeq names its product cytochrome P450 family 2 subfamily U member 1 (gene CYP2U1). Lineage: Eukaryota; Metazoa; Chordata; Mammalia; Scandentia; Tupaiidae. Gene Ontology annotation, cellular component: cytoplasm; intracellular membrane-bounded organelle. Gene Ontology annotation, molecular function: oxidoreductase activity, acting on paired donors, with incorporation or reduction of molecular oxygen, reduced flavin or flavoprotein as one donor, and incorporation of one atom of oxygen; steroid hydroxylase activity; heme binding. Gene Ontology annotation, biological process: xenobiotic metabolic process. The record is from RefSeq and is a predicted model, not a curated record.